AUGUCGAUUGUUCAGGAGAAUGCCUGUGCCCUGAAUAUCAAGUUAGACCUCCUCCAGCAACAAAUUAGUCUUCCGGAAAGGCGCUUCGAUGCUGCAGAAGUACCCGGCCACCAUGUGCGCCAGCUCCAAAAUGUGAUCAACUCCAUUUCUGUCACAUCUAAAACGCAGUCCUUGCUGUCAGCAGCUCGAUUGGUGGAAAUACUCUCAGAUCCUAUCCUCGGGAGCGAGCGCCUUGGGUCCUCCGAGGUAAUCAGCGAGCAACAUGUCUCCGAUCAUCUAUGGUUGGUGGCGGCGAAGGCUACAGUUCAAGCAUCGGGAUUGGUGAUGCACUCUCUGCUAGAACGUACCCUCCAGCUCCAGGAAGAGAUUUACUAUUGGGAUGAGGUGCUGGGCUCCGGAUGGUUGACGGGUCUGUAUGCGGCACAAACCUCACCGACCCGCCUGUGGCACUGGUCUAGGGAUAUAUAUGCAGACCAUCGCUCUCAGGGAGUUUUCUCAACGGCUGUAUCGAGGUCUUUUGUGGCAGGCUGGGCCCAGUUUUACCAAGUCGCUCGACAGAGCCUACAGGGUACCUCAGAGCACCCCAAUGUAUGGAAGUGGUCGUCGCCCAUUAGACUUUGCCGGUCAGAGAUCCAGCGAAAACGAGAUCGGCUCGUUGCCGUAAAGGAUCUUCAUGCUAGCAGUCUUGGACUUUUAAUGGAGGGUUGGCAUGCCUUUCGACCAGAAGAUACUGCCGUUCAACUGAAUACCUCACCGGAGGAAUGGCGCGCUACGGUAUCCAAAACAGUUCACCUGACAGAAGCAAUCCUUCAGCAUGUUGCUAGCCAGUCGAACACUGCCAAAUUCGAACAAUCCGUUUUUCAAGCCGUCGAAAAUGAUAACACUCGUGUGCUAAUGCAGGGAAGUCUUCCAUCGCCUGCUCAUCUGCCGAUGGAAUUGAUUCAGCGUCUUAACCAUGUUCUGCUAGAGGGACUCCCGGUCCAUGAGUUCUCCGUCUCAACUUUCAUGAGCCAUGAAGGCCGCCCUUCGAGAGUCGUGCGGUACUGGCUACCUCUUUCGGUGGCAUUGUUUUCAGGUAGUCUGUCAUUGAAUAUUUUAUUCCGACGUCGAUACGAUAUCACUCAAUGGAUCAUGAACAUUGGUUCCACUAUCAUCGAUUUUGGAAGCAACUGGGUGGUAGAGCCAAUCCACAAACUUAUCGGCACUAUCAGACAUGAUGAGAAGAGCGAGAUUGCCAUUAUGAGCAAGAACAGUCUGCUUGCUGAUCGCGCUAGCUUGGAACGUAUGGUUGUUGAUUUUGUGCGCGAUAGACCCGACCCAAGCUGGGGCAGUGCCGGUGAUGAUGAUGCGGCGGCUAUUGUGAAUGCUGUCAAAGAGGGCGACUUGACACCUGUUUUGAAAGCAUAUGAAAGAGAUUUACGUUCUCCAUUCAAGGGAACCGUGCGUGGUGAUCUAGUUCGCGCUCUUCUCAUUCAGAUCCAGAAGACCAAAGUGGACGUGGAAAUUGCCAUUAGUGGAAUCAACUCUCUCUUGAAGAGCCAGGAACUUGUUUUUGGCUUCAUUGGUCUCACACCAGGAAUCUUGGUUUCGUAUACUUCCAUUCAAUGGUUGGUGGGACUCUUUGGCGAUCGCCGGGGUCUACGACAAGGCAAAAAGCGACACGAACUUAAACGCGGACUUCGCCAUGCAACCCGGAUUCUAACGUCGGCAUCUCUAUCCAACGGCGUGAUUUCAUAUAAAGAUUCAGGACGACUCAUAUGUGAAGCUGAGGCUCUGCUCCAACAAUUCAAGGCUAUCCUCGGGAGAGUUCAGUACCGGGAAUUCCGAGAGGAUAUUGAGGACCUUUUGGAUAUCCAAGGAGGAGUUGACAAACAGCUUCAAGUCGUGGAGAGGAUUCGAUGGACCUAUUUCCACUAG
This is a messenger RNA of Penicillium malachiteum, 1917 nucleotides long. Its product is annotated as NCA2 family protein. The record is from RefSeq and is a predicted model, not a curated record. Gene Ontology annotation, cellular component: mitochondrial outer membrane. The coding region runs from base 1 to 1917 and encodes 638 amino acids. NCBI's taxonomy places the organism in Eukaryota, Fungi, Ascomycota, Eurotiomycetes, Eurotiales, Aspergillaceae. The transcript is spliced from 4 exons.